Molecule: messenger RNA, 3795 nt
Organism: Pochonia chlamydosporia 170
Lineage: Eukaryota; Fungi; Ascomycota; Sordariomycetes; Hypocreales; Clavicipitaceae
Product: IRE protein kinase
Exons: 2
Coding region: 1-3795 (1264 amino acids)
Biological process (GO): protein phosphorylation; IRE1-mediated unfolded protein response; intrinsic apoptotic signaling pathway in response to endoplasmic reticulum stress
Cellular component (GO): IRE1-TRAF2-ASK1 complex
Molecular function (GO): ATP binding; protein serine/threonine kinase activity; RNA endonuclease activity
Source: RefSeq, a predicted model, not a curated record
AUGCUUCGACGACCCCCAAUCGAAGGGCGGGGGUCCUCGCAACAGCAGAAAUUGUUUCUCGCCUUUGCCGUUAUAUUAUUGCCAUGGAUACAGCUCACAAACGCUCAACAGCAGCGUCAGCCGCUGCAUCAGGCUGCCCAUUCAAUCAUCUCUCCGCACGCUGCUGCCGAUGUCGAUGUAGACGCCCGAGAGAAUAGAAAACAGGCCCGCGAGGAGGCGGCAACAAUCGCUGCCUCCCACGCCAGCCGAAGUGGCCCUGCUCAAUGGGAAAACACGCCCAUCAGUGCCGUUAGUGCAGCUACGAUAGAGACGUCCAGCAGUGGUGACCGCAAGAGAUCGCCUCUGCGCGAGCAGAACAAGAAUAUCUAUCAGCAUCACCAAGAGAAGCCGCAUCAGCAGCACGCUCGACGCAGCUUGAAAAAGAAUUCACACCACGAUAACAUCCUCAUUCCUGACGAUGCGAGCGCCCCCGCAACUUUGGCUCCGGAUAACUCCGUCCGAGCACCAUCCCCUCCACGACGUCAACGUCAACAGCCCAGCAGCGCCUCUACUUCUGGGCUGACGACCUCGCAGCAAUAUGCGCGGAGUCUGGAGGAUUGGGAAGUGGAAGACUUUGUUCUAUUGGCGACCAUCGAUGGAGACCUAUAUGCCAAUGACCGCAGGACCGGUAAACAGCUUUGGCAUCUCCAGGUCGUCCAACCAAUGGUUGAAACCAUCCACUACCGAGGCAACACCUCCGUUCUCGACGACGAUCAUGAUGCAGUGGAUCAUUACGUUUGGGCAAUCGAACCCAAUCGUGACGGUGGCGUCUAUGUAUGGGUUCCGGAGCCAGGCGCUCGCCCGCGCUUCACCGGCUUCACCAUGAAGGAGCUGGUUGAAGAUCUUUCCCCCUACGCUGGAGAGGAACCAGGGCCAGCCGUCGUUUACGUCGGUGACAAGAGGACAACAAUGGUUACUCUCGACGCUGCCACGGGAAAUAUUCUCAAGUGGUUUGGUACUGGAGGCUCUCACGUUAAUCAAGCCGAGAGCUGCCUCAAGCCAAAUGCGUUGUAUGACACGGAUGCCGAAGAAUGUAGCACCACAGGCACCAUUACCCUUGGCAGGACUGAGUACACUGUUGGUAUUGAAAGGCGGGACGGAAAGCCCAUUGCCACUCUCAAAUAUGCCGAGUGGACACCAAACAACCGUGACAAAGAUUUAUUUCACCAGUAUCACGUUUCAAAGGACAAUCGCUACAUCUCAACCCAGCAUGACGGUAAGGUUUAUUCCUUUGACUAUGCACGAUCCGACUCCGACUCCAUGCCCACUCGCCUCUUCAGCCAGAAGUUUGAUGUUCCGGUCGCUCGCGUCUUCGACGUUUGCAGACCCGGUGAUGCGGCCCCAGGGAGCAACCCUGAUUUAAUUCUCUUGUCCCAACCAACCAUGCCAACUCCCGACGACCGUACCUCAAACAGUAUCUUCCUCAACCGAACCGAGACAGGUAGUUGGUAUGCACUCAGUGGCAGCUCGUACCCCCUCAUCCACGUGGCCCCAGAAGCUCAAGCUUCCCUCCCUGACGGGUGGGAGAGGAUGGACAAGUGGGACACCAUGACCGAGGCCAAGUUAUCCAAAUUAGUCGGCACUCACUCGCUUGGCAGCCGUCCCGCAACGCAGCAAUUUCCAAGACUGACAGACGGAAGCUCUGUUGGCGGCGGGCGAGAAGAUCCAGAUAAUGAAUCUGUCCUGCACGAUAAUCAGAAUAGCGAAGCUAACGAGUCUACCAUUGUGGAUAAGGUGAAGAACAUUCCACAAAGUGCUGCCACCAGCGUCUAUGAAUUCAUCAGCAAUCCAGUCUUGAUUAUUUUCAUAUUCGGUCUACUAGUCUACAACAGAAAAAACUUCACCAGAGCUUACCAGCUUUACCUCAAUGGGAGUAGCACAAAGGAUGCACUUUCCUACUUGCUCCCGGGAGGAGUCUCCGACGCGAAUACGGCGAACAAGGACCGCGAUUCCUCAGAACUCAGCGUGAAGGGCCCAGUGGAGUCGGGAGUGGACGACAACUCAACCGACACCGAAAAGCCAGAAGUGGAUAUGAAAGCACUAGGACAUAAAACCGGUGAUGAGGGCGUUGCACGGUCCGACCUUGAAACCCUGGCAGACAACGAUGGCUCCUCGAAGUCCGGGGCGAUAUCAUCCAAGCUACUUGCUGGUGAGGAGAAGGUAUCUAUCAGUGACGAGAUAGAGACUAAAUUGGUCGCCCCCAGUCCGGCGCCAGAGGGCAAGAAAAAGAAGGCCCAUCGUGGCCGUCGGGGUGGCGUCAAGCACCGCAAAGGUCGACCGCGUGACAGCUCGCAAUCCCGAGAGGACGAACCAGCCAACGCCACAGUCGAAGAGGCUGUUAGCAAUGCAAAGAAGCUUGGUGACAGGCCCGUGUGGGAGCCGGACGUGUUGACAGUGGCUAAUGAUAUGCAAGCUGUUUCUGGACCUAUUAUCAGAAUGGGUAACAUAGAAGUGAACCUUGAGGAACAGCUUGGAACUGGAAGCAACGGGACACUCGUUUUUGCCGGAAAAUUUGAUGGUCGCGACGUGGCAGUCAAGCGAAUGUUGAUUCAGUUCUACGAUAUUGCCUCACAGGAGACGAGGCUGCUGCGAGAAAGCGACGACCAUCCGAAUGUUAUUCGUUAUUAUUCUCAACAAACUCAAGGUGGAUUUCUAUUUAUUGCCUUGGAACGUUGCGCCGCAUCACUGGCUGAGAUAGUGGAACGGCCACAGUCGUACCGCGAGUUGGCCAAUGCCGGCAAACUGGACUUGCCAGGCGUGUUGUACCAAAUUACCAAUGGCAUCAGCCAUUUGCAUAAUUUGCGCAUUGUUCACAGAGAUUUGAAGCCGCAAAACAUCCUUGUGAAUAUGGGUAAGAAUGGCAAGCCUCGACUUCUCGUCUCGGAUUUCGGCCUCUGUAAAAAGCUGGAGAGCGAGCAAUCCUCGUUUGGAGCCACCACUGGUAGAGCUGCUGGAACAUCUGGAUGGCGAGCGCCGGAGCUCCUACUUGACGACGAUGGCCGAGACCUCAAUCUGAUGGAGGCCAGUACUCAUAGCGGAUCUGGCUCCGUUCUCGUCCAGGACCCUACAAUGCCCAACCAUCGACGAGCUACACGGGCUAUCGACAUUUUCUCCCUUGGUCUCGUCUUCUUUUAUGUCCUGACUAAUGGUUCUCAUCCAUAUGACUGUGGUGACAGGUACAUGAGAGAAGUCAACAUUCGAAAGAACAACUACAGCUUACAGCUGCUGGACGUCCUGGGAGACUUCGCAUACGAGGCAAAGGACCUGAUUACAUCCAUGCUUGAUGCCAAUCCCAAACAACGACCGAAUGCCAACGAGAUUAUGUGCCAUCCAUUUUUUUGGUCCGCCAAGAAGAGAUUGUCGUUCUUAUGUGAUGUGUCUGAUCACUUCGAAAAGGAGCCCCGCGACCCUCCAUCCAUAGCUCUGGAAGAAUUGGAAAGACAUGCCCCAGACGUGACAAGAGGCGACUUUUUGCGGGUGUUGCCACGAGAAUUCGUCGAUUCUCUGGGAAAGCAACGCAAAUAUACAGGAUCACGACUCCUAGAUCUUCUCCGAGCCCUUCGAAACAAGCGGAACCAUUAUGAGGAUAUGCCGGACUCGUUGAAGCGCCAAGUGGGACCCCUUCCAGAGGGAUACUUGAGUUUUUGGACAACGAGGUUCCCGCAGCUACUUCUCGCAUGCUGGAACGUCGUAUACAAUGUGCGAUGGGAGGAGACAGAUCGGUUUCGCGAGUAUUAUGAGCCAGCGGGCUUGUAG